Molecule: messenger RNA, 2863 nt
Organism: Cokeromyces recurvatus
Lineage: Eukaryota; Fungi; Mucoromycota; Mucoromycetes; Mucorales; Mucoraceae
Product: kinase-like domain-containing protein
Exons: 4
Coding region: 422-2863 (813 amino acids)
Biological process (GO): protein phosphorylation; signal transduction
Molecular function (GO): protein kinase activity; ATP binding
Source: RefSeq, a predicted model, not a curated record
GCCAAUCAAACCAAUAUAAACUUCAUUUACACUUAAAAAAAAAAUAUACACAUAUAAUUUUAGAUAUUUUGAACAAGAAUAAUAUAUUUAUAUGUGUAUUAAUCUUUAAAUUUGCCUUUUAACAAUAAUCAUGUCAACACAUUCGCAGUCAAAUUCACCUUCACAUGUUGAAUACGCAUUUAAAAAAACUUUACUUGAUGAUGUAAAGAAUUGGUCCGAAACAAAAGUAACAGAAUGGCUAUCUAAUCAAGCGCUUGGUCGUUUUAGUCAGAAAUUUAUAGGUAAAAAAGAAGGGGAAAAAAAAACUUGACAAUCUACUUCUAAUUAGUAUACAUGCAGGAAUCAUUCUCAUUUUGUUAUUGUAGAACAUAAUAUUUCUGGUUCAGUGUUACUUGAUUUAGAUUAUGAAGCCAUUAAAGCAAUGGAUAUUAAAACAGUUGGCGAAAGAGUUCGUUUGGUUGCUGCAAUUAAAGCGCUUCGACAAGAAUGUUAUUUAGCCGCUUCUUUAGCUGCGAGGACAACGAAAGUAACAACUCCAAGAUCAUAUAAUAAUUUAGAAAACAUGAGACAAGGCUUGUUAUUAACACCACCUGGAAAUAAUGAAGGGUUUAAUACGAUAGAAAUAACGCCAAAUACAGCCAACUUUAAAACAUCAAAGUCAUCUGAUUCAAGCAGUGCAAAAAAUUUGUUAAUUCGAUCUAAUUCAUUUUCUCGAUUUUUGGGAAGAUCAGAAUCAAAACGAUCACAAAAAGCUCAACAAGGUAAUCUUUCCAUGCAGCAGCAGCAGCAACAACAACAACAACAACAACAACAACAAAAUUCAGACAUUUAUUCACAGAUGCCAACAAGUCCAAGAACAACACAAAAAAGAAAUUCUUUUGAAGGAGGGAUCAUGUCAAUGGAAAAAGUAAAGCAGACAUGUGUAAAAGUAUUUGGUGAGGACGGUCAAACACGAAUUGUGAAUGUUCAUAAUACAGCAAAUGAUCCCAAGCAGAUUAUGGCAAAAGUACUACAUAAAUUUGGCAUAGAUGAAAAUAGUGCAGAUAGUUAUUGCAUCUUUGUGGGAUCAAGUACAAAUGGUGAAGCGCGUGCCUUGUCAGAUACUGAGUUAGUUGAAAUUUGUAAAUCGAUAGAUAGACCCGAAAAGGAGCGACUUAUAUUGCGUAAACGACAUAUGUACCUUACUUAUGAAGAAUUUAAAAGAAAGGGAACGAUUAACAGUCAACAGCGUCAUUAUCAUAGUAAACAUAAUAAUAAAGAGGAAGAAUGUAAUAAACAGCGACAACAACGUAAUAAUGUGAAUGAUAACGAUAUUCAACCUACUAAUUAUUAUAAUCUUUCUCGUCAACAUGGUUCAAUAAGAUCAGUUACAUCAACUAAUCAUAUACGAAAUUCAGCUAUUAUGAACAAUAAUGGAGGACGUCGUCGCUUCUUUGGUGAACGACCACCAUCAGAAAUCAUUUCAUCUAAUCUACCUUCCUUUUUCCCUAACCAUAAUCGAGAAGUAUUAGAAACGGCAGGUAUUAAAGCACAACGAUUAUCUAUGACAAGACGUAACUCUGCUUUAAGUCGUUUGCAGCCUCGAAAUUAUCGAAAUAGUGUGUUACCUGAAUUAGUGUCAGUUUUAGGAGUUGACUUGGAUCGAUUUUUAGAAGAAGAAGAAGAAGAAGCUUCGAUGAAUAUGAUUGCUGCUAUUACUACAGAAGAUACAAAAGAAGAACAUGAUAUCAAAGCGAAUGAUUUCUCUUCUACUAAUAAUAAUGAUAAUAAAUCUGAUGAUAAAAAAACGAUGAAUGAUACCCAAAAGGAGGAGAAUUCGCAAAGACAAAUAAAUAAGUUAGAACGAAAAUCAAGCUUAAAUCAUAAAUCUCUUAGAUUAAAGGAGAGGCAACAUCAAAAGGAUACAGCAUCAAUGACAUUAAAGACACCUACGUCUACGUCUACGUUUAUAUCUACACCUACUACUAAAACUCAAUCAUUACCAGAUACCUGGAUGAAAGGUUCAUUAAUUGGUCGUGGUUCAUUUGGUGAUGUCUAUCUUGGGUUAAAUCCUAUUAGUGGUGAGCUUAUGGCAGUAAAACAAGUGGAGUUACCCGUUGAAAACUCAGCUUCAGCACAACAGAAGAAAUCUAUGGUAGAAGCUCUUCAAAGAGAGAUAGAGCUUCUAAAAGAACUUGAGCACGAAAAUAUUGUACAGUAUUUGGGAUCUAAAAUUGAUGAUUCUUACUUUAGUAUCUUUCUUGAAUAUGUGCCUGGUGGAUCUGUUGCAGGUCUUCUUUCCAGCUAUGGCGCCUUUCAGGAGCCUCUUGUAAAAAGCUUUGUGAGACAGAUUCUAAAGGGACUUUAUUAUUUGCAUCAUAAGGAUAUUGUUCAUCGAGAUAUAAAGGGGGCUAACGUCCUUGUGGAUAAUAAGGGAGGUGUAAAGAUUACUGAUUUUGGGAUUUCAAAAAAGUUAGAAGAAGAUAUUAUAAUGCAAGAACCACCAACCAACAAUGCAGCAGUGUCAUCUACUAGCACGAAUCAUCGACCGAGUCUUCAAGGGUCGAUUUAUUGGAUGGCACCUGAAGUAGUAAAACAGACACAUUAUACACGUAAGGCAGACAUUUGGUCCUUGGGCUGCAUGGUAGUUGAAAUGUUUACAGGUGAUCAUCCUUUCCCUGAAUAUUCACAAAUGCAAGCUAUAUUUCAAAUUGGAUGUAAUACUAUCCCUAAUAUCCCCCCACAUAUAAGUGAAGAUGCCAAAGACUUUUUAAUGAGUACAUUUGAAUUGAAUUUCGAAGAUAGACCGUCCGCAGAUGAACUAUUAAAGCAUCCAUUUUUAGCAGAUCCAGAAGAAUCCUCUUCUAUUAUAUCUAGCAACUAA